AAUCGAGCGACACUAUUCCAAACGUAUAAUUGAGCUUGGCGAGUUGGCAGCAAAAAGUAGGUGAAUCGCGGAAUAAGUCGAAAUCAUGUUUCUUAACCAAGUUAAAUCAGAUAAACAAUCGAGCUCGGAAUAUUAUCAUAAAAAAUUUAGAAGAACUCAUAGUUUGAUCAAUUUCGAGCGCGAGUUCAAGCAGGAAAUCAAAGCGGAAGAACGUGUUGCGAGUGAAAUAAUAAUUGUAAAAAGCGAGGUUUCGGUGGACAUCAACAAUAAUGACGUAUCGAGUGAUGCAAAAACGGACUCCAACGCGGAGGAAAAAUCAUUCAAAUGUGACUCGUGUCCCAGAGCGUACGCGUCGAAAAAAAAUCUAAUCAGGCACCAGCGAAUCGUUCAUCCGGUAAUCAAGGAACAUCCGUGCGAGACCUGCGGCAAGAUUUUCAAUUUCAAGCGAAAUCUGCGGGCGCACUUAUGGAAGGCUCACGCGAAGAGACAUCGCUGCGACGCGUGCGACAAGACGUUCCCGAGCGAGCGAGAUUUCGAUCGUCAUCGGGACUUGGUGCAUCGAGGAAAGUCCGCGAUCAGGCAUAAGAGGGUCAAACAUCCAGCCGUCGAAAAGGACAAGUCGCAGGACAAACGCGAUGAAAAAUUAGCGCAAAAAAUCAAUCAUCCGGACAAGAGUCGCGCCAAAGUCGAGCACGAUAAGAUACGAGGAGGCAUCAAGAAGGAUCAAGUUGAAGCGGAAAAUAGAUGCGACGAAUGUGGCAAAGGAUUUUGCAAUAAGUCUAAUUUGAUAAGACACAUAAACAUUGGACACCUUGGUAAUGUGAAGGAAAAAAAGCGUAAAUGUGAUCAUUGCAAUAAGAUGUUCCGGGACAAGGAUCAAUUAGAGAAACACGUAAAAGUGCAUAAAAUACCGAAACAUAAAUGUGAUCAUUGCAAUCAGAUGUUCCAGGACAAGAAUCAAUUAGAGAAGCACGUACAAGUGCACAAAAGCCAAAAACAUAAAUGUGAUCACUGCAAUAAGAUGUUCCAGGACAAGGAUCAAUUAGAGAAACACGUAAAAGUGCAUAAAAUACCGAAACAUAAAUAUGAUCAUUGCAAUCAGAUGUUCCAGGACAAAAGUCAACUCGAGAAACACGUAAAAGAGCACGAAAGUCAAAAACACAAAUGCGAUCAUUGCGAUAAAUCAUUUGUGUGGAGCCAUCAUUUAAGAAGACAUCUGCUAAAGGUCCAUCAAGACGCAAUGAAAAAGUGCGAAUUUUGUGAGAAAAUAUACGAAUUCAGGUCCGGUCGGAACAAUCACGAAUGCGACGGACCCAAAUGUGUCAAAUGCGAUAUGAAAUUUGCGUCGAGAUACACCUUAUUGAGACACAUGAGGGUCGUCCAUCAAACGGAACAUAAAUGUAGCGAUUGUGGAAAGACGUUCAUUAAAAAAAUAAGCUUGAAUCAACACAGACGCGAGGUACACAAGUCGUGAAUCGAAACCGAAGAAAUUAAGUUACAUCGAAGUUUGACUUUGACAAAUGCAACGAGUGCAUCAAAAAAUUUGUCAUAAAUAAAAAAGGACGACGUUCAUUUGAAUCAUGCAUUUUGAAGGAAUAAUUUUUUUCUGGAUUAGCUCGUACUUUAAAUUGCGAUGACAAUAAAACAUUUCAAGAAUAAUAAUAUUAGUUCGAUUGUAAAUUAUAUUAAUUAUUAUUCUUUUUUUGCUUUUGAGUCAUUAUUUGGAGGCAUCAUCUGUUUUAUUAUAAGUUCAACUUGGUUAUUUUAUAGUCUAUCUUUAAAUUAUUCUAUAAUUUUCAUAACUAUAUUGUAAUGAAGUUCUCAUAUUCAAAUUUAAAAUUAUACAAAUUAAUUCACGACCGGACCUCAUUCGACAAAUUUUAUACGGAUGAAAAGUAAUUGUCAUAUAUAUACUUGAUUAAAUUUGAAUGGUAAUUUCAGUA
Messenger RNA from Trichogramma pretiosum, 1943 nucleotides. RefSeq names its product zinc finger protein 43-like. The record is from RefSeq and is a predicted model, not a curated record. Gene Ontology annotation, cellular component: nucleus. Gene Ontology annotation, molecular function: DNA-binding transcription activator activity, RNA polymerase II-specific; RNA polymerase II cis-regulatory region sequence-specific DNA binding. The coding region runs from base 86 to 1474 and encodes 462 amino acids. The transcript has a single exon. NCBI's taxonomy places the organism in Eukaryota, Metazoa, Arthropoda, Insecta, Hymenoptera, Trichogrammatidae. Gene Ontology annotation, biological process: regulation of transcription by RNA polymerase II.